Diachasmimorpha longicaudata is the source of this 5908-nucleotide messenger RNA. Its product is annotated as zinc finger protein 530-like. The transcript is spliced from 3 exons. The record is from RefSeq and is a predicted model, not a curated record. NCBI's taxonomy places the organism in Eukaryota, Metazoa, Arthropoda, Insecta, Hymenoptera, Braconidae. Bases 2274 to 4577 code for a protein of 767 amino acids.
UUUCCACUUCCUCAGCGACUCCCUCCAAAAAUUUCUUCCAUACCAUUGGCAGCAUUGUUUUUUGGUAGUUUACAAAUAAAAUGGCCGAUAUAUGAGGCUUAUUUUGUAUGUGACCGUACUGAAAUACUAAAUAAUCUAAAAAUUUCACCUCUCACGUUCCUCAACCGUCGACCGCCCUCACCCCUCAUAUUAUGACAAUAACAAAUAACAAUAAAUCACCAGCAAUAUUGUGCAUUUGUGCGGGAGUGUCGCGUUACCAAGUAGGUGGAUAAGGUUGUCUUUUUCUCCACCGUGGGUUGACCGUGUGUCGUUAGACGCCGCGGUGUGUCCUCUCUCUCCUCCCCCUCCCCUGGAUCCUGCCACCCCACUUCCCCCCUGUGGCAAAAACCAAAAAAUCAAGGAAAAACAAGGGGACAUUGAGAUAAACACGAGUACAAUUGUAAUUACCACGACAAGUCAGUGACAGUGCUGAGUUUUUUGGUGAUAAUAUCAGUUAUUACCAUCGGUUAUUCGCGAAUAUCAACGGCAAAGCCAAAUGCUGGUGCUCCUGCCAUAGCAAGUUGCCGCCAGAAUAUUGCACAUCACCAGGGUGAGGAGUAUAUCCUAGAGACGAAGGCCGUUUUGUUUGUAAACCUCAACAUCAAGGUUAUCCACUGAAACCUGAAGAUCGACAUUUUCGCGGGUCUAUCGACCAUUUAUUGGACACCACAUUGAAGCAUCCCCUCGAGGAAAACGACUUUCUAUCAAUAAAGCAACAUCUUAAGUGACAAUGUCCACAAGUUAAGCAUCAAGAAUCGUGAAAUUGUUGAUAACCUCAGGAAAAAGUUGAGCAUCAAGUGCUAUUAUUGUUGAGAAACGUUUAUUUCACCACAAAAAUCACCUCAAGACCAUUCUUGUCUCGAUUGUUAGGAGUUUGGACGAAAUUCACAGCAAUCAGAAAGAGGAAUAAAUACUGUGGACGAAGAUUGUUUUGUUUGUGAUCUUCAACAUCAAGAUUCUCCGUUAAAACUUGAAGAUCGAGACUUUCUAUCGAUAAAGAUAAAUUUUGAGAGAGAAUUUCUAUGAGAUAGAAACCAAUAAUUGUGCAAUUGUUGACAAUAUAAGGAAGAAGUUCAGCAUCACGUGAUAUUUUCGGUGAAAAAAUAUUUCACCACAAAAAUUACUUAAUAAUUCCUACGGGCAAAGGUUAUUUUGUUUGUACACUGCAAGCCAAAGCUCUUCACUACAAUCUGAAAACCAGGAUUUGAGAGUCUAUCACUGGUUUCCUGGCACUAUAUUGCAGCAUCCUCUCGAGGACAACGAUUUUUUAUCAACAAGAAAAGAUAUUACGUGAAAAUUUCCACGAGAUAGGCAAUAAUAAUCGUGCAAUUGUUGAUAACUUCAGGAACGUUCAACUCUCAACUAAGAUUGCCCAUUAAGAAGGAAUAUUUCAUUACAAAAAUCACUUCAAAACCUCCACUUUCGUCUCAAAUGUUAGAAAUUUUCUCCAAAUUAACAGUGACCAGGAAGAGAAAUAAAUCCUGUGGACAAACGUUUCUCUGUUUACAAGUCUCCACGUCAAGUUUUUGCACUAGAACUUGAAGAGCAAGAUUGUGGAGGGUCUAUUGGUGAUUUAUCAGUAUCACAUCGUACAACAGUUGUCAAAUAGUCAAUACCCCAAGCAAAAACCUGACACCUCAGUGGCAUCAUUGAAAAAACGACUACAUCACGUUCACCAAGUCCCUCCAAAUCCAAGAGAACCUAACCAAAAAUUCUCCUCUCGUCUCAAAUGUUAAAACUUCCCUCCUAGCCCUGCCAAUUUUUAUCCUUCCAUUUUCCCAACAAAUGCAAAAAUCCCACUCCUGAUCAUCCCUCCCCUAAAAGCUGGGCCUAGUCCGGCUUUUUCCCCCCACACUACCAAAAUUCCCCCGAAAAUUCCCUCAAAAUCAACAAUAAUUAACAAAAUAAACAGUGCCCAAGAUAAAUCGCAUAUAAAGCGUCCCGACAAGGGGCGCCGAUAUGCGAGAACAAUAUCACCUCCCCCCGUAGUGAAAGAAGAGAUUGAAAUUAUUCAGAAUAUUGACAACAACAUUGAAAUACUGGAGUGCAACGGUUACAUUUAUCACCUAGAGCCCAUUAAAAUAUAUCCCACCGAUCAAUUAGUCGUUGUUGAUUCAGUCGGUGUGGAUGAAGACAUAACGACAAAUGAUACAAAUAAACAAUCGGUUAUACUUGAUACAGAUACAUUAACAGUGGCUAACGAGAGUGAUCAGGAUCACGCAACCCUGGCCAAUAUGUGCACAACACCUGGCAAUGCUGGCACUGGUUUUGGGUAUGCGUGGUCAUUCAAUCCAACAAACGAAGGUAGAGACACUAGCCAGUCUGACUUAACAGCGAAUAUAAAUUAUGCUGUUAACAACAAUCAGGAUCAGGGUACGAGUCAGAAAAUUCAGUCGGAUGUCAAGCCCAAGGUGGGCAAUGCCAACCAGCCUGGGCACAGAAGACAGGUCUUUCAGAUGACUGACAACUGUCAGACCACCCAGCAACAGCAACAACAGCAGCAGCAGCAACAACAACAGCAACAGCAGCAGCAUCAUCAGCAGGCUGGUGCUGGUGGUGGUACAAGCACUGGAGCCCACAAUCAAACCCACAACACCCAUCAGAGCCACGUUACCCAUGUACGUACAAAAAAACAUCCCGAUGUCUUCUCACUCACCUGUGACAAGGGCGGCUGUAACUGCGACGCAUCACAUACGACUCCAGCACAGACACUAUUUCCGAAUACCCUUGUUUUCACAACAACCGACAAACACGCCAUGAGUAAACACUUUAUGACACCAAUUGGUCCAAUACAGCUGACAGCCGAGGAGUGCAAUGAAAUUCUCAUGAAACGGGCUGCAGCUGCAUCGAAUCAAGCGAAUACCAACAACGUCAAUCAGAAUCAGACAGAGAGUGCACACUUUGGCCAUGUACUGACCCACGUCAACACCACCCAAAUUGACACCAAGGUAAAGCAACAGGAUAUGGGUAGCCAGGCGAGAGUACCCAAGGAGAGGCCUUACUCUUGUUCCGAGUGUGGCAAAUCCUUUCUCCUCAAGCAUCAUCUCACCACCCAUGCCAGAGUUCACACUGGUGAACGGCCACAUAUCUGCGUCCACUGUGGCAAAAGCUUUGCCCACAAACACUGUCUCCACACGCAUCUACUUCUUCACAGUGCUGAGCGACCUUAUCAGUGUCGAGAGUGUAAAAAGUCAUUUACAUUGAAGCAUCACCUGGUGACACAUACGAGGGUACACACCAGAGAACGGCCCUUUGUAUGUCAAGAGUGUGGAAGGGCUUUUCCAUUGAAAAGACAUCUUGUAACACACAGUAAAUUUCAUUCUGGUGAACGGCCAUUUGUAUGCGCCGAGUGUGGUGAAUCAUUCUCUCAGAAGGAUCAUCUCACCAUGCACUCGAGGUUCCACGGGAGUUUGCAUCCAUUUGUCUGCUCAGACUGUGGUGCUACAUUUCAACGAAAGUUUGAGCUCGUUAAUCAUGGAAGGUUACAUGGAAGGGUACCCCAUUCCUGCACAGCGUGUGGCAAAGAAUUUCUACAGAAGAGAACACUCCUGGCCCACAUGCGAUUGCACACGGGGGAGACACCAUUUGCCUGCACUGUCUGCGGAGAGGCCUUUCCUAGGAAGGCUGAUCUUGUUGCACACUCCAAGAUGCACAAUGCAACCAACACCGAUGACAAGUCACUCACGUGCAGGGAGUGUGGAUUGGGCUUUUCUAAUCGGGAAGCACUUACUUUGCAUUUGAGGUUACAUGCUGGCGAUAGGACACUUGUUACUGAUCUCUGUGGACUCGCUGCUGCCUUUCAACAGACACCUGGACACUUUCUUACGGCCAACGCCACUGGAACGCAUCAGAUGAACGGACCACUGGGUGCACCAGGUGUAUCUCACAUGCAGAGUGCAACGCAGACCUCACCACCAGCGGGCAGUGGUCCAAAGCCCAAACCCCACCUUUGUCCGGACUGUGGUCGUGGUUUUGCCCAGAAGCACGGUCUAUCCCAGCAUCAAAGACGUCACAGUGAUGGCAGUUGUCACAUAAGAUCCCACGUCUGUGAUAAAUGUGGCAAGGCAUUCUUCCAAAAGAAUCACUUGCUGCUGCACCAACGUCAGCACAUGGAUCCACCACCGAGUAUAUUAAGGCAACAGCAACGACAAGCUGCCCAGGCUGCUGCACAAGCUGCACAACAAGGUGGCCAGGCACCAGGACAAGUACAACAGCAGCAAGUACAGGCACAGCAACAGGUACAGCAGGUGCAGCCUGUUCAGCAACAAGUGCAACAGCAGCAGCAACAACAGCAAGUGCAGCAAGUACAACAACAACAAGUGCAACAGGUGCAGCAGCAAGUACAGGUUCAAGUGCAGCAAAAUCAACAGACGUGUACUGUCGACACUAAAGCCAUUCAAAUGCAAACUAUUGAACAGCAAGUGCAGGAACAGGUGCAGCAGCAAGUGCAACAGCACCAACAGCAGCAACAACAUCAACAGCAACAACAGGCGUGCAAUGAGGACACUAAAGCGAUACAGUUGAAUGUUACCAUGUGAAACGAUGGUGGGGGACAUUCUGAACAUUGUGAGGAUGAUAUAGCACGAAAUACACAGCCUCAUGCUGCUGCAUACAUGCACCCACUUCUCUUGUACUAACAAUUUUACAAUUGGUGAUACAUUUGCGACUGGUUGAGGUGCGGAGGAGAAGCGAAAGGAGGCAAAGGGGUUUGAUGGGGAUUUCAGGAUUCUUGCACAUAUUUUUGAAAUUUGGGGGGAAGAGGGAAUCUGUCAAAUCUCGAGGGUUCAGACAAUUUUUUUAGUGGGGGGAGAGGGAGGAGGUUGAGAAUGUGAGUAAAAGAGGUUAUAUUGGUCAUAGGUUUUUUAAAAAUAUCGAGGGAUCUGUCAGAGAUACGAGAUUUUUGGUGGUUAUGGUUUUUGUAGCCCUUGGGAUCAUCUGCAAAAAAUGUGGAAUUGAAAAUUUAUGUGGCUUUGGUGGAUCUCGAGAUAUUUGGUGAAAAUGAUGUAACAAAAUGUUGGGCAAUUUGCAAAUUACGAAUUUUUGAAAUAGUAUUUUUACAGUUAUCAAAUUCUUCUGAAUUACCAAAUAUUCGUAAAUUAUAAAUUGUUAUCAAUCACUUGGUAUGUGAAAAUUAUCAACACAAAUUUGAAGAGUGACACGAGAAUCGUGAAUUAUUCUCAGGUGUUUGCCAGCCCCGGGAAAGUUUAAUAACAAACAUCCAGUUGAAAUGUGAACUAAAUUAGUUAUAUUUAAUAUAUCUAGAUGAUGGAAAUUAAAAUGAGAAAAAAAAGUAAUAAUUGAAGGGAUGAAAACUAAGCAAAACAAUAGACUAAAAAUGGAUGAAAAAAUUAAUGAAAAACCUUUUGAGGAUAAAACAAACAACUUAAGGAGUAAGCAAGUAAUCGAUUUUAUUACAAGAGUAUAUAUAAAAAUUAUACAUAUUAUAUUCUAAUUCUAAUUGUAAGGCUUGUAACAAGAAGUAAAAAAACAAAAGAAACAAAAAAAUAAAAAUAACCAUAUAUUAGUGUUUUACAUAUAUAUUAUUAUAUAUAUUAUACAUACUUUAUGUCAAAAUUUAUUUUCUUUGUUCUUUUUCCGUUUUUUUUUAAAUUGUAAAAUUGAAGUACUAAAAGGUUCUUUUAGUAUGUGACACAAGUGAAUUUCAGACGAGAAAGAAAGGGCUAAAAGAGUCAAACGAAACCAGCGAUGAAAGAAAACCUUCAUUUGUCAUUUUUAAGUUUGAUUAGAUGUUUGUUUUUAUUGAUAGAACUACAUUUGCAAUUUAUAAUGAAAAGAGGACGAGAGGGUGAGGAGAAAAAAACGGAGAAAAAAGUAUACAUAUUGAAAUAAAUAAAAAAAGAAAAAUUAA